Molecule: messenger RNA, 3307 nt
Organism: Oryza brachyantha (malo sina)
Lineage: Eukaryota; Viridiplantae; Streptophyta; Magnoliopsida; Poales; Poaceae
Product: coatomer subunit beta-2
Exons: 4
Coding region: 63-2915 (950 amino acids)
Biological process (GO): intracellular protein transport; endoplasmic reticulum to Golgi vesicle-mediated transport; intra-Golgi vesicle-mediated transport
Cellular component (GO): cytoplasm; COPI vesicle coat
Molecular function (GO): structural molecule activity
Source: RefSeq, a predicted model, not a curated record
GAUCCCCCCGUCCCCCUCAGAUCCAGCCGCCGCCGCCGCCGCCUUCUCCCACCGGCGGCGCCAUGGAGAAGCCGAGCACGCUGCUGGUCCACUUCGACAAGGGCUCCGCCGCGAUGGCGAGCGAGAUCAAGGCGGAUCUCGAGGGCAGCGACGUGGCCGCCAAGGUCGACGCCAUGAAGCGCGCCGUCAUGCUGCUCCUCAACGGGGAGGCGCUCCCCCAGCUCUUCAUCACCGUCGUUCGCUACGUGCUCCCCUCCGAGGACCACACCAUCCAGAAGCUGCUGCUGCUCUACCUCGAGAUCAUCGACAAGCGCGACGCCUCCGGGAGGGUGCUCCCGGAGAUGAUCCUCAUCUGCCAGAACCUCCGCAACAACCUGCAGCACCCCAACGAGUACAUCCGGGGGGCCACCCUCCGCUUCCUCUGCCGCCUCUCCGAGCCCGAGGUGCUGGAGCCGCUCGUGCCGUCCAUCCUCGAGAACCUCGAGCACCGCCACCACUUCAUCCGCCGCCACGCGCUCUCUGCGAUCUCGGCCAUCUACCGCCUCCCGCACGGCGACCAGCUCAUCCCCGACGCGCCCGAGCUCGUGGAGCGCGUCCUCGCCUCGGAGCAGGACGCGUCCGCGCGCCGGAAUGCGUUCCUCAUGCUCUGCGCCUGCGCGCAGGAGAAGGCCGUGGCGCACCUGCUCUCCAAUGCGGACCGCGUGGCCGAGUGGCCUGACGUCCUGCAGAUGGUUGCCGUCGAUCUCAUCCGCAAGGUCUGCCGUUCCCCGAACCGCGCCGACAAGGGGAGGUAUAUCAAGAUCAUAAUCUCCCUUCUGUCAUCUCCCAGCGCGGCUGUUGUGUAUGAGUGCGCUGGUGCUCUUGUGUCACUCUCCUCAGCACCCACUGCUGUGCGUGCUGCUGCAAACACAUACUGUGAGUUGCUAUCGUCGCAGAGCGACAACAAUGUGAAGCUCAUUGUCCUGGAUCGGCUGAAUGAGCUGCGCACCUCACACCGUGAUGUGAUGGUGGAUGUGGUGAUGGACGUGCUGCGGGCGCUCGCCAGCCCGAACUUGGAUGUCAAGAAGAAGGUGCUGGAUUUGGUACUUGAUCUGCUCACCGCUCGUAAUGUGGAGGAGGUAGUUCUUUACCUCAAGAAGGAGGUGGUCAAGACACAGGCAGGGGAACUUGAGAAGGGUGGUGAAUACCGCCAGAUGCUAGUGCAGGCGAUCCAUGCCUGUGCCGUGGAGUAUCCAGAGGUGGCAGGGUCGGUGGUGCACCUCCUCAUGGAUUUCCUUGGUGACACUAAUGUUGCUGCAGCAGUUGAUGUUGUGUUGUUUGUGCGUGAGAUCAUUGAGACAAAUCCAAAGCUGCGUGUAUCCAUGAUCCAGAGGUUGAUCGAUACAUUCUAUCAGAUCCGGGCAUCCCGUGUAUGCUCAUGCGCCCUGUGGAUCCUUGGGGAGUACUCCCUCUCGUUAUCAGAGGUUGAGAAUGCUAUUUCUACCAUUAAGCAAUGCCUAGGGGAUCUACCAUUCUACACGAUAUCAGAGGAAGGGGAGGCAACUGACUCGGCCAAGCCAGCGCAGCCAGUGGUGAAUUCUGUCACUGUGUCUUCUAGGCGACCUGUUGUUCUUGCAGAUGGCACUUAUGCCACACAGAGUGCUGCUACUGAGUCCAUUUCUACCCCAUCAGUUGCUCCUGGGUCAUUAUCAUCAAACCUGAAUCUCAGGUCACUCAUUCUGUCAGGCGAUUUCUUCUUGGCUGCCGUUAUUUCCUGCACCCUGACCAAACUUGUAUUGAGGCUGGAGGAGGUUCAGCCAUCAAAGGUUGAAGUGAACAAGGCUUGUACUGGGGUGUUGCUGAUCAUGACAUCCAUUGUGCAGCUGGGACAAUCAUCAUACCUUCCGCACCCAAUUGACAAUGAUUCAUAUGAUAGGGUAGUGCUUUGUGUGAGGUUGCUUUGCAAUACUGGUGAUGAUGUCAGGAAGGUCUGGUUACAGUCAUGUAGGCAGAGCUUUGCAAAGAUGCUUGCUGAGAAGCAGUUCCGGGAGACAGAGGAGAUGAAGGCAAAGGCACAGAUCUCUCAUGCUCAACCAGAUGAUCUUAUUGAUUUCUACCACUUGAAGAGCAGAAGGGGCAUGAGCCAGCUUGAGUUGGAAGAUGAGGUCCAAGAUGACUUGAAGGCUGCAACUGGUGGGUUCACCAAAGACGCAGAUGAUGCAAGCAAACUUAAUCGCAUUCUUCAGUUGACUGGAUUCAGUGAUCCUGUAUAUGCUGAAGCAUUUGUGACAGUUCAUCAUUAUGAUAUCGUACUUGACGUUACUAUCAUUAACCGUACGAAAGAGACACUUCAGAACUUGUGCUUAGAAUUGGCUACAAUGGGGGACCUCAAACUUGUUGAUCGCCCCCAGAACUACACAUUGGCUCCUGAGUCAAGCAAACAAAUCCGUGCUAAUAUCAAGGUUUCAUCGACGGAGACUGGAGUAAUAUUUGGGAACAUAGUUUACGAAACUUCAAAUGUGAUGGAGCGAUCUGUAGUUGUGCUAAAUGAUAUUCACAUUGACAUCAUGGAUUAUAUCUCACCAGCGACGUGCGCUGAUGUCACUUUCCGGAACAUGUGGGCAGAAUUUGAGUGGGAAAACAAGGUUGCAGUGAAUACCAUUAUUCAGAAUGAGAAGGAAUUUUUAGAUCAUAUCAUUAAGUCAACAAACAUGAAGUGUUUAACACCACCAUCUGCGCUUGACGGAGAAUGUGGUUUUCUCGCCGCAAACCUUUAUGCAAAGAGUGUUUUUGGCGAAGAUGCAUUGGUAAACAUCAGCAUCGAGAAGCAGGUUGAUGGCAAGCUCAGUGGUUACAUCAGAAUAAGGAGCAAGACCCAGGGAAUAGCACUCAGCUUAGGAGACAAGAUUACCCUUAAGCAGAAGGGAGGCAGUUAACCGCCUUAACCGUGUCAGUUGUACCAUCAUUUUUUAGUGAAUUCCACGUGACAGUGGGAUUGAAUUAAGUAAAGAAGUUUUUGUACAAAAGAUCAAAGAAACGAAAGAGAGAGACAAGUUCCCUGUUUCAAAGUGCUCCAGAGCUUUAGAGAAGGGCAUGGUCUAGUUCCAUCAGGACUGCCCCUUGGCCUGCAAUCGGAAGUGUUCAUUGUACGUGUUUUGAUAAAAAUGACGAUUUAGAAAAUAGAUGUGAAGUUUUAUGUUGAUUCUUAACAGGUGGUAGAGCAAUUGUGGUCUUAUAAUACGGCCCCCGUUUAUCAUCUUUGCCCCGUCUCCAUUUUCUUUUAAAUGUUAAAAAAGAGGUAUAUCAUACUUCAUUAUUGUUUCAAUAA